Molecule: messenger RNA, 1400 nt
Organism: Rhodamnia argentea
Lineage: Eukaryota; Viridiplantae; Streptophyta; Magnoliopsida; Myrtales; Myrtaceae
Product: leucine-rich repeat receptor-like protein kinase PEPR1
Exons: 1
Coding region: 95-1279 (394 amino acids)
Molecular function (GO): protein binding
Source: RefSeq, a predicted model, not a curated record
CAUUGAGGACAACCCCCCACCCCACCACCUCCCACCACCACCACCUCCACCUCCGUCAAUCGCUCGCAAAUUCCACCUAGGCAAACCAAAAACCAUGGCCAAUCCCCUCUCCUCUCUCUCCCUCUUCUUCAUCGUCGCCGCCGUCGUUCACAGCCGACAAGCCCACUCGCUCACCUCCCCCUCCGACGUCGCCGCCCUCAAGGCCUUCAAGUCCGCCGUCGUCCCCUCCUCCAUCGCCCCCUGGUCCUGCCUCGCCUCCUGGAACUUCUCCUCCUCCGACCCCUGCGCCCUCCCCCGCCGCUCCUACUUCACCUGUGGCCUCUCCUGCUCCUCCUCCUCCUCCUCCGGCGGUCCUGCCCGGAUCACCCUGAUCACCCUCGACCCCGCCGGUUACUCCGGCACCCUCUCCCCUCUGGUGUCCCGCCUCUCCCGCCUCGCCGUCCUCGACCUCUCCGACAACUCCUUCCGCGGCCCCAUCCCCUCCUCCCUCUCCUCCCUCUCCGCCCUAACCACCCUCUCCCUCCGCGCCAACUCCUUCUCCGGCUCCGUCCCCGCCUUAACCGGCCUCAAGAACCUCCGGUCCCUCGACUUCUCGUAUAACUCCCUCUCCGGGUCGCUGCCGAGUUCGCUUAGCUCGCUCUCGAGCCUGACCCGUCUCGACCUCAGCUUCAACCGCCUGACCGGGUCCAUCCCGAAGCUCCCGCCGAACCUGCUCGAGCUCGCCCUGAGGGCGAACUCGCUCUCCGGGCCCCUCUGGAAGGACUCGUUCGCCGAGUCCGUUCAGCUGGAGGUCGUCGAACUCGGCCACAAUUGGCUCGCCGGAGCCCUCGAGCCCUGGCUCUUCCUGCUCCCCUCCAUCCAGCAGAUCGAUCUGGCCAACAACAGCCUCGCCCGCAUCGACGUCGCGACCCCGCCCGCGGGGGGCGGCGGCAGCCUGGUCGCCGUCGACCUGGGGUUCAACCGGAUCGAGGGAUUCGUCCCCGGCAGCUUCGCGAACUACCCGCAGCUGUCCUCGCUGUCGCUGCGGUACAACAGGCUGAGGGGGGACAUCCCGGCGGAGUUCGGGCGGAAGGCGACGCUGAGGAGGCUGUUCCUGGACGGGAACUACCUGACGGGGAAGCCGCCGGAGGGGCUGUUCUCAGGGGAGGCGACGGUGGCGUUCGGGAGCCUGGGGGACAACUGCCUGAGGGAGUGUCCGGCGAGGUCGCAGCUGUGCGUGCCGUCGCAGAAGCCGGACGCGGUGUGCAAGCGGGCGUAUGGUGGAAGACCGAGGUCGUAGCUUCGUGUCAGGUUUCAGUCAGAUUUUCAACGUUAUCUUAUUAUUAUUAUUAUUAUUUUUUGGCCACUCUUGUCUUUUUCCUCUUUUUUUUAUUUAUUUAUAACUAUCAGAGACGUGUAGA